AAUGGUGCCAUCCAGGAUAUCACUAUAGAGAGAUAAUAGAGAUACAUGCAAAUGAGCAUCUUCGGAUCAUCAUGGACACAACCAAUCAAUCAAACCGUUCUGUUAACUGUUGGCAGCGAUAGCUAGCAUUGAUUGAUUGUGCCAUCGAUCGACCUUGGCCGCGCGUAUAUAAGCACCGCCGCAUCCCCAUGAGAUAGCUCCACACACAAAACUGUUGCACUCCACUGCGCUAUAGAUAGCUACGUGCUGCAUUCGCGCGCGUGUGCAUGCAUGGCAGCAAUUGGUAACAUGAAUUUGUUCGACUUGUUCUUCGUCUUGCAGCUUCUCCUGUCAGGAGUAUGCGUGCUCGUCAUCUGCUACCGAUAUCAGCGGCUUAAAUCCAUGAAAAAAUGUAGCCUAGGGGUUGUCCAGUGGCCGAUCGUCGGCGUGCUCCCGGCCAUCGUCGCCAACAUGCACCGCCUCCUCGACGGCGUGACCUUCCUGCUGGCCACGUCGCAGCUCAACUUCCAGUGCCGCUUCUGGCUCGCCGGCUUCCGGUUCUUCGUCACCUGCGACCCGGACAACGUGCGCCACAUCUUCACGUCCAACUUCGACAACUACCCCAAGGGCGACGUGUUCGCCGACAUGUUCGACGUCCUCGGCGGCGGCAUCUUCAACACCGACGGCGAGCGGUGGCGGCGGCAGCGGAACAAGGCCCAGAUGCUCAUGACCACGCCGCGGUUCCGCGCCUUCGUGGCGCGCUCCAGCCUCGACAAGGUGGAGAAGGGCCUCCUGCCUUUCCUCGCGCACGUCGCCGACGCCCGGAAGACGUGCGACCUGCAGGACGUGUUCACGCGGUGGUCGCUCGACGCGACGUGCCACCUGGUGUUCGGCGUCGACCCCGGCUGCCUGGACAUCGGCCUGCCGGAGGUCCCCUUCGCACGGGCGAUGGACGACGUGCUGCGGACGAUCUUCCUCCGCCACACCAUGCCAGUGUCGUUCUGGAAGACGAUGAGAUGGCUAGGGAUUGGGCACGAGAAGAGGAACGCCGCGGCGAGGCGGACGGUCGAGAGCUUCGUCGCGUCGGCCAUCGCGAAACACAGAGCCGAUGACGAGAGCAAGUCCAGACAAGGCGGCGGCGGAGGCGGCGACAAGCAAUCGGUCGCCGACUUGCUUUCCUCCUUCCUCUGCGACGACGAGAUCGCCGGCAGCGCCGACGCCGACGUGUACAUCAGGGACAUGGCGAUGAACCUCCUCGUCGCCGGCCGCGACACCACGAGCUCGGCGCUGUCGUGGUUCUUCUACCUCCUCUCCACGAACCCGCGCGUCGAGCAGAAGCUCCUGCAGGAGCUGGCGCCCAUCGCUUCCCGCAAGCCGCAGCUGCAGCAGGGGCGGCUCUUCCCCGGCAACGGCGGCAUGGUGACGUUCGACGCGAGCGAGGUGAGGAACCUCCUGUACCUGCACGCGGCCCUUUGCGAGGCCAUGAGGCUGUACCCGCCGGUGCCUUUGGAGCACAAGGCGGCGGUCGCCGACGACGUGCUCCCCAGCGGGCACGAGGUGAUGGCCGGCGACAAGGUGCUGGUGUUCUACUACUCCAUGGGGAGGAUGAAGCGGGUGUGGGGCAAGGACUGCAGGGAGUUCAGGCCGGAGCGGUGGAUCACCGAGGACGGCAAGCUGCGGUACGUGCCGUCGAACAAGUUCGUCGCGUUCAACUCCGGGCCGAGGACAUGCCUCGGCAAGGAGAUGGCGCUCGUGCAGAUGAAGGUCACGGCGGCGGCCAUGGCGUGGAACUUUGCCGUGGAGGUGGUGCCGGGGCACGUCGUGGAGCCGAGGCUGUCCGUCAUACUCCACAUGAAGAAUGGGCUCUUGGUAAGGGUCAAGAGAAGAGAGCCAGUGAUGAACACCUGAGAACUGAGAGGAUACAUGCUUAUUAAGUGUGAUCAAUAUGCUAUUACAUGAUGUACAGUACAGAGUUUUAAUUUAUGUUGGUGUCGAGCGUGGUGCUUCAUCUGUACCGUGUGCGGUACGCGAUAGAGGCCUAAAUUUGCACAUUGGUUGCGUCAGAUUUGUAAUGGAAUCCCUCAAGGAUACGAAUUAAUAACUUGGGGGGUGUGUCA
Molecule: messenger RNA, 2096 nt
Organism: Oryza sativa Japonica Group (Japanese rice)
Lineage: Eukaryota; Viridiplantae; Streptophyta; Magnoliopsida; Poales; Poaceae
Product: noroxomaritidine synthase
Molecular function (GO): heme binding; monooxygenase activity; oxidoreductase activity, acting on paired donors, with incorporation or reduction of molecular oxygen
Source: RefSeq, a predicted model, not a curated record